This is a messenger RNA of Malaya genurostris, 10041 nucleotides long. It is a transcript of the gene NKAIN, whose product is annotated as sodium/potassium-transporting ATPase subunit beta-1-interacting protein. The coding region runs from base 1081 to 3039 and encodes 652 amino acids. Gene Ontology annotation, biological process: regulation of sodium ion transport. The transcript is spliced from 6 exons. The record is from RefSeq and is a predicted model, not a curated record. Lineage: Eukaryota; Metazoa; Arthropoda; Insecta; Diptera; Culicidae.
CGUUUAAGUCGGUUCGUUUUCUGUACAGCCAAAAGUACGUGGAUACGUCCAUGCCUCAGUUUUGUGCUUCACACUGUUGGACGAGGCCAAGUCGCUUUGUUGUUUCGGUUACUUUACUGCAGAUCCUCGAUAGGCUUUUCUGCUCUGGUAAAGAUAGACCAGUGCCGUUUUACUGGUAGUUGUCUGCAUACAGCUCGUGUGAAAUCGCGAUUUACUUAUUGGGCUCUCGCUGAUGAGUUGCACUUAAGUGGUUAUCAGUCACACUCGCUAACGGUAGUUCCCGACUCGCCUGCUCUUCUACGGCUGCUCCAUUGUUCCACGAAUCUAGAACUCGUUACAUGGAAGCUAAGCCUUCUAUGUGCAGAAUUGUUCCUAGAGUUUACAUAAUUAAUCUGAUUGUGUGCCAGUGUUUGUGCUGAUUGCGUUUUGUCUUUUCUCAUGUAUUAUUCUUGGGAAGUGUUUCAUGUGGUGGUCAGAUGAAUCAACAAGAAAGGUAACAUGAAUUAAGUCACCUUUGUUUAGCGCGUGUAUCACAACCAGUACCAGCACUACAGCAGCAGUCGCUUACUCGAAGUUGGUACUGGCGAUUGGGAAAUAACAGCACAGGAAACGGCCUAUACCUCUGUGUGUGUGAGUGUGUAGGGGUAACUUUUCGCCAAAAGAGCACUUGAAAAAGUGCACCGCCAAAGAUGUGUGAUGUACGACUCAGUACUGUGCAAGAAAGCUGAUCAUUGAUUAAGGUUGAAUGUGCCGUGCGUUUUCAUACGAAAUGUGUAGCAUUCGGUGAUCUACUUUAAUGGUUUCUUGCUGAAGUGUUGGCGCGACGGAGCAGGGAAAGCGUGAUUCACAUCAGGAAAGAAGGUUAAGCUGAGUGAAACCAAGAAGAGGACGACAAAGGUCAUUGAGCGUAAAUAUUUUUAUACGUUUCUCGCUCUACGUGCAGUGUAAAAAAGCGAGUCGCGACAACCUAGGGUUAUUCUUAUUUUUUGCGAGGCUUCUCUUCGUAGCAGAUUCGAGAGAUAUCGGCACAAACGGUGUCAGAGUUUGAUAGGUACAUACUGAUGGAAUAACAACUAUGACAUGGGAUCCUGUUCGAGACGACAUUUUUUGUUGUCAACAUGCUUUCUGCAACUGUUAUUCAUCAUCGAGCGGCAGGUGUUCGACUUCCUCGGGUACAUGUGGGCACCGAUACUGGUGAACUUCUUUCAUAUAAUAUUUGUGAUAUUUGGAUUUUUCGGUGCCUAUCAAUAUCGUCCAAAAUAUUUAAUAACGUACUCGCUAUGGAAUCUUCUAUGGAUAGGAUGGAAUGUAUUUUUAAUAUGCUUUUAUUUAAACGCAGGAAUCUUAGAUAGGGAUAGCGACUUAUUAAAUUUGGGCACCGGAAGUGUGUCAUGGUUCGAGGUGAACGGCUAUGGCUGCAAGCCAACUUAUCCGAUGAACAUCACUUCGGAGGACCCAUACCGGCCAGUCCGACCGGAACGGGUCGACGGUUGUCUUCUGGACUACCACAUUGUGGAGAUUGUCCAUUCCAGCGUACAAUGUGCACUAGCGGUACUUGGUUUCUUUGGAGCCAUCUGUUUGGGACAUACGUAUCUAGACGAGGACGAUAGCUUCGACUUUAUGGGUGGUGAUGCGAAAAGUCCCCAGCACACCGCAGUGCAUCCAAUGUACGUGAGCUAUACGAGUUUACCGACCACGAAUAGCGCCACAUCAACACAACUGAAGCAAGCAAUCGCUGCCAAAUCCGCCCCAUCAGCUACGGUCAUCGCCGCCAACAAUCAUAACAGUAGUAAUAACCAUUGCCUUAGUAACUCUAGCGCUAAGCUCGGUGUUGUACUCAUGUCGAUUAACGGUCACGGUAACAGGAAUGCAAAUUCAUCCUCCAACACUAACACACUACUGUCGUCAUCCUCGUCACCGUCAUCGACAUUCACCAAUUGCAACGGAAACGGUAGCGGUAGUAUUGGCAAUGGCAGACCACCAUCCGCACUCGGUGGACAGACCCACGAAGCACACGUGCCACUCCACCAACAGCCACUUCCACAUCCGCUGAGUCGAAAUUCUAGCUUUAGCAAGACCCGCAGUGGGCAAUUACGUAAGAAUAGCAGCAGUAUCAGUGUUCGAUACACCGACGUUAUUCAGCAGCAGGACGAACUGAUAAUUCCCAAUGAGGACGAUACGUUUUUCAUACCGAAGAGCUCGUCCUGUCGGAAUAACUUCGGUAUCAGCAAUCCAUUCAACAACGUUUGCAGUCGGUACUAUCGCGAUGGCGACUGCGAUACACGAGCUGACGACGAUGACGACAACAGUCGUCUAAUCACCGGUUCCACCCAGCAGCUAUCCCUUUCGACGCCGCUGAAACGAAAUCCCUCAGUUACUUCGAACAACGUCGGAAUCGGCGUUGGCAACAACACAACGACACCAACGAACGAAAAUAACUCCUUAGCUUUCGAGCGUAGCAUUUCACAUGGGCCCCGAGUCGAGUUCAUCGCUCAUCAGCACCGGGUAGGGGCUGCUAAACCACAUCAAUCAGUACAACCUUUACCACCGCCAGUGCCCCCACUGCCACCGUUACACCUGCAGCAGCAUUUGGAUGGCACCGAGAACUAUCGAAUGCCUUAUCAGUAUAUAACGCGAUCUCCGAAUUUAAAUCGCAUCGCAAGACGAAAUAAUGCGAAUUUAGUCAACAACAACAGCAGCAGCAACAAUAGUAAUAGCAACAGUAACAAUAGCCGUGUUAUGAGUCCCAAGUACUGUGAUCAAAUCCGAGAACCAGGAGGACCCCCUGGGUAUCCCGGUCACGAGAACAACAACUACCCGCUACCCCCUCCUCCACCUUCGGUUGCAUCGGUUGGUGGUGGUUAUCCUGUGCCGAUUAUGCACCGGGCAAAGUCCCAGGAUCGACUGUCCCAUCGUAGCCGACGGCAUCACGGUGGGGUGCGUGGUUCGUACGCUGCCCAACAGCAACGGCCCCGCUCCUUCUGCAGUAACAACGGAGUCUAUCCGGACUAUGUGAUUAUGGAACAUCCCGACAGCUAGAACAACUGAGGCCGCCAACCGGAGACCAGUUCCAACCAACUCUCAGUUUGACUUUUCUUUUUGUUUCACAUUGAUAUUUUGUUUUAGACGUGAAAUAGUGGCAGGCGCCCGUAUGUCUCCGAUGUCGGGUGGGGUGGGGGGUCAUGUAAGUUUAAUCACAAAAUUGGCCUCGGUAUGUGGACUGCAAUCGCUUUCCGGGUGAAUUUAUUGUCUAUUUGUAAGACAGACAGUAAUUUGCGUCAAUUCUGUUUCAGUGUACAGCUCGACAGCUUUGCUAGUGCUGUCGAUCCAUGGAUUUAAUUAUGGAAACUUAUUAUUCUGAAGCGACAAGAGAGAUGUAUUUCAAACAUAGUUCGUUUCAUGAUAGUUCAGUGCACUUGUAAAUGUUUCGAGAUGUUAGAUAAUGGAGUAAUGUUUUCUAAAUUGAAAAAGAUUAACUGCGAGUCUGUAUAAAUUUCGCCAUUUAGUUAUAUUCGACAUGUUCACAGCAAAACAUUAUUUUCGCUUAGUUAGAGCAAGAACUCGUAAUUAUUAUGAAUUACUGUAAAUCGUCCUUACACUGGCAGGUUUAUUUGAAAUUAGUUGAAGUAUUUCUCGGUUGAAAACAUCUCAUUCUUAUCACUAAAUUACAGUUAUUUUUGUUUGCAGUUAAAAACACUUGCACUAUAAAUAGUGAAGAAACAUUUGAGUUCCUUUUUUAAAAAUUUAUUAUUUUUAUUUUUUAUGAUUGUUUUAUUCAGUUCUGACAUCUGUACAUAAAAUAACCGGAAAUCUUCUUGAACUUGCUGCUUUUGAAGCUACGUGUAUUUCCAAUCUAUGCGGAGACUCAAAGACAAAAUUUGUUGUUCAUGUUUUUUUCUUGUUUGAUAAAAGCUAGUGAACGAGAAAAAAAAAACAAACAAAUGAAUUUAUUUGUUGCAGUGUGCUAGGAACACAAUAGGAAUACAUACAGUGAUAGAUCCUAAAAUGGCAUUUGAACUUUGAAAUUUGAAAAACUCUAAUGGAAUGUCAUCGGGCUCAAAGACCACCGUAGCGUUAGAAUCCUAAUACCCAAAAGCAACGAUGAACCUGUGAAGCUGAAAGCUACGUUUUUAUUUCAUCUGUUUGAAAUAAAACGUUUUUUUUCAUCUGAAAAAAAAUUGCUGAAAAAAAAGUAUCAUUUAAAAACAAAUUGAAAUUUUUCGUCGCUAUAACAAAUUUUACUUAUUUUCUUGGAUCAGAGUCAUUUCGCCGAAUGCCAUUUCGCCGAAAACCGUUUCGCCGAAAGAGUCAUUUCGCCGAAAGCCGUUUCGCCGAAAGGGUCAUUUUGCCGAAUGACAUUUCGCCCAAAGGGCCAUUUUGCCGAUUCCUACAAUUGUGUUAAUAUUAUAAUUGGAAUAGAUUUAAAAUAAACACGAAUGAAUGAUAAUACGUCAACUCCCGUUUUUUGACCUACAAUUGUACUUGAAUAAAGAUUGAUUUAUGAACCUCAGGACGGAGUUCUCAAGGAAACUUGUUGACUAUUACUUACUAAGCAUCAAAGCAAUUGCAUAGGUGUAUCUACCAAGCAAAUGUAUGUGGUAUUUUCCGUGUACUAAGUGACAUCGAUUUGAUUCGUGUGCUGUCCUAACUAAAGCAAAGGACCUAGAAAGGGCAAUCGAAGCGGUUACAGGUUUGUAUGCAAGAAGCCGCCGCUUCCGACAGCGGGUCGGCGGCCAACUCAUCCGGGGUCGCCUCGGCGGCUUUAUGCCGCCGAGCCAUCUUGGCUUCGGUUAUGUGGCUGCACCACAUCAGUUAUCCAGGAGGCAUAAUAACUCAAAAAAAUAAUAUGAUGUAUUCAAAAUUACCGACUUCCGGCGAAAUGACCCGCUCCAGUUUUGUUUCUGAUUGUCGGUAUUAUUUGUACUUCUUAGGGUCGUAGCAAUAAUAUUAACUUCAAGUAACUCUUUAUCUGUUCUGUGAAGUAAGAUUUAAUAAAAUGGUAAUUAUAUCGAUCUCCUCUCAUACCAGAUAAUCCCAUUCAGAACGAAAUCUUACAUUAUCUAGGAAAUGAAACAAAUCGAUGCUAGAUAUUGAAUUAGUGUCAAUUUGAACGAUGAGCUGUAUUUCAUCUUUUGUUCAUCAUUUAAGCGCAUUAAAGUCUGAGUCAUUAAUAAUUUUGACUCAAAAACUGGGUUGUCUCGGAACCAUGUGAAUGGAAUAACAAUGUUGAUUACUCAAAAUUAUGGUCCUUGAUUGCACUUUAAAGGAAAAAUUAUUCCGAUUUGUUAGUUAGAACAAAUGAUUUUUCGAGGGUACCUACUUUUACUUUACUGAUUUUUCGAGGGUACCCUACUUUUACUUCCAAAAAUGUAUGUAACUUGAUCAAAUGAAGAGCUAAGAAUAUGGCUUCUUCAAAAUUGCUCAGAAUAAAAUUUAUUCACUGUGAAGUACAAUAGUUUCCAAAUUCAAUUAAGAAAGUUAGAUUCCAAUUUUCAAUCUAAACAUGGGCCACCCUAAUGAUCUUUUACAUCAAAAGAUGCACCAGUUGAAUACAAACAACUUUCGUGAAGACAAUAACUACAAAAAAAUAAUAUUUAUUCUUGAAAAUAUUUCUGUCUCGCUAAUUGCCUGUUUCGGACCACGAUGCAGUGGUUUAUCUACAUUUUCAAUGACAUGCCUUUCAAUUGGAAUGUAUUUACGUGUAAUCAGAGAUGUCCAUCUCCUAGGCGUGACGAAGAGCAAGCAAAACUUCUCCCCUCGCAAUGACAACUUCAACGAGUGCUCUCUCUUUUACAUAUAUACACCACUGUUGUGUAAUGUGAGUGGGAUACCGGUCAUGAGUGCGCGUGCUUUUUUUCUUUCCUUUUUUUUUUGAUUCGCACCAAAGUGCUAGAGCAGAGCUUUCCAAUUGUGUGAGGUGGAUGCAGAUACUUUCACAGAGGUGUACACGCCGGUGAGCACUCUGGUGUAUGGUUUGUGUAGAAGAAGCGUGGGCACGCAAAAUCAACAAAAUAAAACAAUUUAUCGUUGAAUUUUCGUUUUCCUUGCAAGUUGUUCAUAGCAAGGCCAGAUCUACUCUCUAUUACUUGAAGUUCACAAAAGUGUUUGCUCACCAUCACGCGCCAGUGAUCACUUGGGUGUAUUUAGGCGAGAGCAGGUUCUCUCACACCAAUUUCUUUCAACACAAGCACACACUCAAAGUGACAAUGAGAAGAAGUGUGCUUUUUUCUUUGUGUGGAGUACACCGAAUGUAUCCGCAGUGUAGAAACGAAACUUACGCACUGGUGCAUCACUCUAGUGAAAUGCCAUCACUGCGUGUUAUCAAACCAAAUGUUAAUUUAAAAUGUAAAGAGGUCAUCCAGGUUUUACAUGAACCUGGAUGACCUGGAUCCUGCCGUUAAGGUUACUUACAGUCUUAGUAAAACGACCAUUGUAGGAAAGACGUAACAGCAGUUUUCUCCACAACUGCUUGAUAAAUCUUCAAGAAAAAAAUCAACUGUAAUCUGUACUGUGAAAGUGAGAUACUCGGUAGUUCUAUGACCAAGUAGAAGUGUACUCAGUCGAAGAUAGGCGACUAUUUUUGUUUUCUCAUUCUCCUAUUUCCUGUUGAAGAAAAAAACAAAGAGAGUACUAGCAACAAGUGAUUAUAAAUAUACUCUCUCUCCUACCCAGUGCUUGAGCGGAAGAAUAGGUAUAGAGCGGGAAGACUAGUGUUUGUUGUCUGAUGGAUUGGAUAUGGGAUACCGGUCAUGAGGCGGCUAGGAUUUAGAACAUGUUCGAUGUACGCUUUACCAUACUCAGUCGUGUGUUAAAGCUGUGUCUUUCACAAGGCUUAUGGUGGCGCGUAUGCACUGAAUGCAAAAGAACGCAGGUUCCAGCCUGUCUCUGAGCGUAUCUUUUUCCAAAAAAUCAUCUUGUCUGUGAGUUUCUCAUUCAUUUGGCUUCUCAAAUAUAUGCUUCCACUCAGUCAUUGUAUCCAAUCUUUAUCAUACAAUGUUGCUAGUUGAUAGUGACAGGUAUCAGCUCAAAUGCAGAUAGAAUUGGCUUGUUAUUAUGAAAAAAACUAGCGAUUGAAAGUAAUCGUGAUUGUGCGCUACAGCUAAAUCCAAAAAUCAAUAACGAAGAGUUUUUCAUUGGUCAAUACAACGGAUUAUGAUAGCUAAAAAGUAAAUAAAAGUUACUAAAAUGUUCAUUUCAAUAACCAUUAUCCAACUAGAAUCUUGAAGAAUUGAAAACUUGAUCAUUAUCUUACAUUUGGACCUAGAGAUUCUAAUUUCAUGAUUUCUGAUAUGAUUGAGUAUGACAUCAACAUAAACCUACGUCGCAUAACAAAACAAGUUCAAGAAAUCAAGAAAUUUUAUGACAUGGGCUGAAAAGUGCCGGUCCUUACAAAGAGAACACGAUUUUUUAGUUCAAAAUUAACUUUAUUCAUCACCGUAAUCUUCAUCAAGAGCAACGCAAUCAUUCCAGCGCCGCUCUAACAUUUCGAUACCGCUUUUGUAGAAAGAUUUAUCUUUUGCCUCAAAAUAAGCCACAAUUCCAGCGAUAACCUCUUCAUUCGUGCGAGCAUUUUUUCAGGUCUGCGGACAGCCAGUAGUCGUUGGGAGCCGAAUCUGGCGAAUACGGUGGAUAUGGGAGCAAUUCGAAUUGGUCAAACACUGCUCAGAAUCAUCAACACGUUCUCGUUUUUGGUCAACAGUGAGCAAACGCGGCUCCCACAUUGAACAGAGCUUUUUCAUAGCUAACACGUUCUUUUGAUUUCUUUACGAUGUAAGCUAACUCACGCAACUUCACUUUUCGAUCAUUCAAAACGAUCGGUGUCUCUACGAUCACGUUUGAAGUCAGUAAACCAACGUUUAAUUGUUGUUUCUGAUAGAGCGUAGUCUUCAUAACACUUUUCAAGCCAUUACUUUGAUUGAACGGUAUUUUUUCCAUCAAGAAGCAGUGUAAAAUUAAAGCACGAAAUUGUGCUAAAAAUUACAAAAGUAGCGUCACUUUUAGCACAAUAACUCACAAUCUAAUGAAUAGAAUAUCAUGAAAUUUUAACGCCUGUCUUUUAAAGGGUAGUAUUACCUGAAAAAGGUGACUGCAAUAAAACUAGCGCCAUCUAUGUGUUAGGCUCGGGACUUUUCAGCCCAUGUGUUAAUGAUCGUCAAAAUUUUGAAAUAUUUUUAUACUGACAAAUCAUUUUUUUGAUUUCGUUCAAAUUGAAUUUUUUAUCUUUUUUUAUUUCAAAUAUUCAAACGCAUGUCAUUUUUGUUUUCCUAUGAAGAAUCAUUUUUGGAGUAAAUCGAGCUUUCCAAAAUCAAAAACAAUUAGUAAAAGACUAUAAUUUACUUCAUAUUCCUAUGAAACCGUAUUUUUGCAAAUAUGCAACAUAAGGCGCUCGCGUAUAAAAUAAAAUGGAUUAUGAUAUACUGCAAGAUACAAAAUAACAUUAUUUGGCUGUAGAAUAUACUCACAUUGUAAGUAUAUCAUUUUUUGUUUUAGUUCAUAAUGAUUAUUUUACUCGAAAUUCUGAAUGCCUGGUUCCGCUAUAUGAUAAAAAAUGGAACUUGGGACCACACUUAUUCAAAUGUGCAAAAUAUCAAAAAAUCUGUUCUUUGCAUAAAUUAUUUGUACUUUACACUUUACCAGGAAAUGGAAUAUUGUUAGAAUAUUCUGUUCGUUGAAAUUUCAUUUCGUGGAAAUUUGCCAUUACAGAGAACAACAAAAACAAUAUAUUCCCGAAGCUCUGAGCGAAAAAAAAAACAAAAUCAUGUUUGUGAAGACAGCAAGUUUUCAUUAUCGAUCUGAUUCAAUAACUUCUCAGUAUUUGUUGACCAUAUGGAAUGUUUCCCAUGGUCACACGGCGCGUAUAUCUGCCACAAAUUGUUUGUUAAACAAUCAAUCAAUUUUGUAUUAGCCAGAGAAAUUGAAGCAAUAAAACGAAUAACCAAAAAAACAACGGCAAAUUUCACCUUAUUUAUGCUGCAACCGUUGGAGAACAUUUCGUUCUCGGUGUAGUUUAUUGAUUCUCGAAUUUAACGUGUCCCGAUAUGGUAUCGAAUGUCAACAGUAAAAAUAUCGCAUGUCUGGUAAGAAGGAGACUUCUUUAUGCCACCGCAUUGUGACCGAUAAUCUUCGAUAGUGUUGUGGACAUGCCUGUGGUUACAAAUACUUUGUUGGGUUCGGAAGGAUAUCCGUAUCAAAGAGAUUAUAUUCACGUAAGGUUAAUGUUAUUAAUUUAUUCUAUAGUAUAUUGUGUCACUAUUUCACUAUUUAAAACAAAUCAAUUUGAAACCUUUUUUAACAACUAAACUUAUAAACGUUAUUCACGCAGCAAUAAAACUGCUCAAUGUUCCUUAUCUUACUACUACUUUUGUAAAAGUUUAUGCUAAUUAAGUAGAAAAAAUCGAUAAUCCCGUUGCUUUUGAUAGUUGACAAACUCUAUUAGUGGAACAGAAUCGAUAGUUAAAUACGACCCCGUACCAUGUAAGUUGUAGUCAAACGGUCACUUUACUGUAUAGCAGUUCUUGUUACAGUUAGACAACCUAAAGCAAGUGAUUCAGCACUGUUAGAACUUAUAGCGAACUUAAACUAUUGUUUCGUUUUUUCAUCUGAUAGCAAGUACAUUGUUUAACGAUUCAUAGUGUAGAUUUCAAACAAAACAGUAGAUGAUUUAGAACACAAUCGAAUAGCUUCUAAAUAAAUGUACAACAUUUAUUCGUACAAACAGCAAGCAAAAUCAAACCCCCUAGCGAUUGCCACAUUCGAAGCAGUAUCACUAGCUGCUACUCAUGUUAUGAUUAAAAGACAUACGUACUAUAGCUAAAGCGAACGCGACUAGUUUACGCAUUUAGUACUAGUUAAUAGAAGUCAUAGUUGUACUUAAGUUAUGUUGAUAUGUUUGUAUUAGCAAACGAUAACAGUGUUAUGAUAGAAUAUUGUUCCACCUAAGAAUAUAGAAAGUGAAAAUAAAUAAAUUAAGCUAUCAAUAACUUUAGUAAAGUGGAAAAAUAAAGCAAUCAUUUGUUUUCAUUGGUUUCUACCAGAACAUUA